AUGCAUCUCCUCGGGCUCGCUGUAGCAAUCAUCUCGUUCGCCUCGCAGCUGCUCUCUGUAGUCGCGUUUACGAACCCGAUUAAGGAUCCCAAUGGCUCCGACCCGUUCAUGGUCUAUCAUGAGGGUUAUUACUACCUGAUGUCAACGACGUGGUCCAACCUGCAGAUCUCUCGUGGCGCGACGAUCCAGGAAUUGAAGGACUCGACGCCAAAGGUGAUCUGGACGGACACGAACGCGGAUCGCUGCUGCAACGUCUGGGCUCCGGAGAUUCACUGGUCAGACGUCUAUCUAUUGAUGCCCGACGAAGGCGCUUGGUUCAUGUACGCGAUUCUGCUCCUAUAUCCAAGCUACUACUCUGCCGGCACUUCAGGCACCCUCGACAACCAGAAGCUGCACGUCCUCAAGGGCUCCUCCAACAUCAUCUGGGACUCGGAAUGGAGCUACGCUGGCCGCAUCGUCAUUCCGAACCGUGACGUCUGGGCUAUCGACGGCACGGUUCUCGUCUACGGCGACAAUCGGUACCUUGUGUACUCGAGCUGGGAUGGGGAUUAUCAGUGCCUCUGGAUUAGUCAAAUGACGAGCGCGACUGAGGUUGGCAACACGGUCAAGAUCGCGACGCCUACGUACGAUUGGGAGAAGGUUGGGACGUAUGUCAACGAGGGACCUGCUGGUCUCUACCACGGCGGGCGCACCUUCAUCGUCUUCUCCGCGUCCAGCUGCAAUGGUGACGGCUAUAAGCUCGGCCUCCUCGAGCUCACUGGCAGCGAUCCCCUCAACGCUUCGUCGUGGACCAAGUCCUCGGAGCCCAUCUUCACCUCUGCGAAUGGCAACUACCAGCCCGGUCAUAACGGCUUCUUCCUGAGUGCUUCAGGGGACCAGACCUGGAACGUCUACCAUGCUUCGCCUUCCUCCCCGGGCGCGUGCGAUGGGAGUCGGUAUACGAAUGUACAACAGGUUAGCUUCGACUCGAACAGCUACCCUAACCUGGGUUCGCCGCUGGCUCUGUCGAGCGAGAUCGCAGACCCCGUCUGAUUGCAUUUUCUUCAAAGAGCUCAGUCAUGCACGGAAAUCGCAGACCUCAAGUAGCACUGUACAUCAAAACAAUUGAGACACUGAUGUUUUUAACAACAACGUCGAAGUUCGCGUCAGGGCAUUCUAAGCAUAUGAACUACCUCUUAACAACAACACGAUAUAAAUAAGAUCGUCCACAGAGCCGCCUUGCCAGAUGCAAAAGAAUGACUGUGUGUACAACAGGGGUACAACCAGACGAUGACGAGCCCUAGGGCCGCUUAUCGCAGUGUAUGACCGCACACUACUGCUGGAGCUCGCCAUCGUAGACGAAGCCAGCAGCUCGCUGUGUGUUGAU
Messenger RNA from Schizophyllum commune H4-8, 1366 nucleotides. RefSeq names its product glycoside hydrolase family 43 protein. The coding region runs from base 1 to 1032 and encodes 343 amino acids. Gene Ontology annotation, molecular function: hydrolase activity, hydrolyzing O-glycosyl compounds. The transcript has 10 exons. Gene Ontology annotation, biological process: carbohydrate metabolic process. The record is from RefSeq and is a predicted model, not a curated record. NCBI's taxonomy places the organism in Eukaryota, Fungi, Basidiomycota, Agaricomycetes, Agaricales, Schizophyllaceae.